AAGUUCUAGAUGGGUUGUAAAUAAGUAGGAGUCACGAAAAAGUCGUAUAAAACAAGAAAAAUGGUUAAAAAGGUGACAGCAAAUGAAAAUUAGUUUGGAUAUAUGAAAAGGGAGAACCAAUGGUUUUAUCUUUGUUUUUUUGAUUAGUUUUUUCAUCCCAAAGAUAGAACAAGGCAGGCAGCGCAGGGAAGAGUCGAGGAGAGAAAAUGAGAACACCCACUGCUUCUAUUCUCAUUUCAAAACACCACUUUGUUUUGUUUUGAUUUGAUUUUGUGUGGCCGUACGUUUUCAUUUUCUUUUCAUAUACAAUAUAAUUAAUUCUUAAUCUAUACAUGGAUCCUUCCAAAACCAAAUCCUUGAGGCUGUAUCAUCUAUGGAAGGGUAACAAUAAAUUCGUUUGCGGAGGAAGAUUAGUGUUUGGGCCGGAUGCAGGAUCACUAUUUCUAACGUCGUUUCUGAUCGGAGGUCCCGCGGUUGCAUUUUGCCUCAAAAUUAUAAUGAUCCUCAAAAGAGAUCUAGAGUUUUACAUUCCAGUAUUAAUUGGAGCGUUGACACUUCUUAUUAUGGACUUCACAUUUCUGGUGCUAACAUCGGGAAGAGAUCCGGGAAUAAUUGCGAGAAAUAAAAAUCCCCCGGAUCCUGAAGACGUCGGGGAGGUUUGCAGUUCGUCGUUGGAGUGGGUGAAUAGUAAAAUAGGGAACAUAAAAUUACCUCGGACGAAGGAUAUAGUGAUGAAUGGGCAGACUAUAAAAGUGAAAUUUUGCGAUACAUGCUUGUUAUAUCGUCCUCCCCGAGCUUCCCACUGCUCCAUUUGCAACAAUUGUGUCCACAAGUUUGAUCAUCACUGCCCAUGGGUCGGCCAAUGUAUCGGCUUACGAAACUAUCCAUUUUUCAUAUGUUUCAUAGCUUCAUCAACAGUUCUGUGCAUAUAUGUGUUCGUGUUCUCGUGGAUAAACAUGCUUCGGCAAAAGGGUAAACUUACGAGUAUCAUUGCGUCUGAUAUUCUAUCUGACGUCCUCAUUGUGUACUGCUUCAUCGCUGUUUGGUUCGUUGGUGGACUCACUGUUUUUCAUUUAUACCUCAUUUCCACCAAUCAGACUACUUAUGAAAAUUUUCGAUACCGUUAUGAUAAAAAGGAAAAUCCUUUUAGAAAGGAUAUAAUCACAAACUUCAAAGAAGUAUUCUUCUCAAAAAUUCCUCCGUCGGCAAUAGACUUUCGAGGAUGGGUAGCAGACGAUGUGCGUAUAAUGGUGGAUGAAUCUGAAAUAGAUGAGAGCUUCAUGACAACAAAAGAGAGGUUUGAUGUAGAAAUAGGAGGAGGAGGUAAGCAUGGGAAGGAUGGAAGUAUGAGAAUUGUGGAUUAUAGUAAUGUUGAGGAUAAUCUCAAGAGAAAAGCAGGACAAGAAGUGGUUGCAUUUGAUCCUUUUUUUAUGACACCAGAUGAUCAUCUAACCAAAGAUAAAAGGAGACAGUAGCUUUAGCUAAAUACUUUUUUUAAAGGUAUAGUAGUUCUUGUUUGUACAAUAUUCUUAUAUAUUUUAUUCUAAUUAGCUAUAUUGAAGGAUUGUUGCUCCAUGUAGUCAUAUUUCAUACUUCACUAAUUUCAGAUUUAUUUAA
Molecule: messenger RNA, 1617 nt
Organism: Mercurialis annua (annual mercury)
Lineage: Eukaryota; Viridiplantae; Streptophyta; Magnoliopsida; Malpighiales; Euphorbiaceae
Product: probable protein S-acyltransferase 1
Exons: 5
Coding region: 333-1475 (380 amino acids)
Biological process (GO): peptidyl-L-cysteine S-palmitoylation; protein targeting to membrane
Cellular component (GO): endoplasmic reticulum; Golgi apparatus
Molecular function (GO): protein-cysteine S-palmitoyltransferase activity
Source: RefSeq, a predicted model, not a curated record